AUGAAGACUCCACUGAACUCUGAGGAUGAGUUAGACGAGGUUGAGUUAGAUGAGGUGUUUCCGGUAUUUAGGGAAGGAGAAAGGUUUGGUGAGCUUAAACUAAAGGUUGUGAUGAAAUUUAAUUCGAAGAUGGAAUUCAAGGAAGCUGUUCGUGAGUACUGUAUCCAGGAGGGAAGGCGGAUCUGGUGGAAGAAGAAUGACAAUUUAAGGAUGAGGGCUGUUUGUAAGGGAGAGGAGUGUGGCUGGGUAGUAUAUGCUUCCAUGGACAGUGAGGGUAACUGCUGGCAGAUCAAGACAUUUAUGGAUGAUCACACUUGUCCUAGAGAGACUAAGAACAGGCUAGCUAACAGGAAGUGGCUGGGUUGCAAACUGGUUAGGAAAUUAAGAAAAUAUCCCAACCUUAGACAUUGUGAAGCUGCCCAGUACUUUAAGAGCAAGUGCAACUUGGACUUCAACAAGUCUUCACUGACAAGGGCUCUAGGGGAUGCUAGGACCAUAGUUUAUGGAGAUGCUGCUACCCAGUAUGGUAUGGUUAGGGAUUACGGGUUGACAUUACUGAAAACUAAUCUUGGCUCCACUGUUAGUAUUGGUGUUACAGCUCAUCCCAAUCCUGAUGAAGAUCCAACUUUUGAUAGGAUGUACAUUUGCCUUGAUGGGUGUAAAAGAGGGUUCAAGGCUGGCUGUAGACCACUUAUAGGGUUGGACGGAGCAUUUCUAAAAACAAAACAUGGUGGUCAAAUCCUCUCUGCAAUUGGUCAAGACGCAAACAAUCACAUUUAUGUGAUUGCUUAUGCAAUAGUGUCCAUCGAAAACACAGAGAAUUGGUGA
This is a messenger RNA of Arachis duranensis, 828 nucleotides long. RefSeq lists its product as uncharacterized. NCBI's taxonomy places the organism in Eukaryota, Viridiplantae, Streptophyta, Magnoliopsida, Fabales, Fabaceae. The transcript has a single exon. The coding region runs from base 1 to 828 and encodes 275 amino acids. The record is from RefSeq and is a predicted model, not a curated record.